This is a messenger RNA of Torulaspora globosa, 2778 nucleotides long. RefSeq names its product Ste5p (gene STE5). NCBI's taxonomy places the organism in Eukaryota, Fungi, Ascomycota, Saccharomycetes, Saccharomycetales, Saccharomycetaceae. Bases 1 to 2778 code for a protein of 925 amino acids. The record is from RefSeq and is a predicted model, not a curated record. The transcript has a single exon.
AUGGGGAACUUAAGAAGGGAACAGAAGCAAGCGGUAAGAGCUUAUCGGUUGAUCAGAACCACGCCAUACACAGCGAUGCAAAGCUCCAAUGACAGUAUCAUCUUCCAGCUCACCAAUAUCGGGGCUGCUCAACGAGAUUCGCCGGUACGGACUCCAAAGAAGCUAGGAGCGCAGUUGGACGGGCCGCUAACGCCUCCGCCGUCGUCGAAGGGCAAGAGAUGGGCUGAAAGGUUUGCCAGCUUCCCUCGAAGCAGCGAAAGACGAAAGAAAUCGGUCGGUUCGCCUUCGCCGGAGAAGGGCACAACGGUCGCGCAUUCGGUCGCUAUUUCUCCGCCGAUGGCACCUGGCAGAAGCAAGGCAGGCCCGAUCUCAUGCGAGCCAGACGCCCAGUACCCGUCAAGGACCGACUCGCUGCCCAGACCGACGUUAGAGCUGCUUAACCAUAAGUCACGUGGCAAAGAGCAUCGGGGACCGUCUUCACCGUAUACUACUGAGAGCUUAAGACGUCUGCAGCGCCCUCGGGUGCUGCCGUUUGGGUACUCGGAUGCCCGCGCUUCGCCGAAGAAAUCGUUUCUGAAUUGUGUCUGUACGGUGUGUGAUGAGCCGAUCUUCACCAGAAGUCACGGCGAAAGGAUUAUCGAGUUGGAAUGCGGACAUACAACGCAUCACGAGUGCCUGUUGGUUUCACUCGAGGCGUCCCGCGAUAUCAAGUCCGGGGAGAUUCUCGAUGCCUUUCCCAGCUGCACAAAAUGCCAGGAGGAGUGCAAGAAAGACGUCAAAUGUUUACCCAAGAACCAUGAUUUGAAGGAUAAGCUGAUAUCCGAAUUCCUGAUCAACAAGAACCUGGGCUCAGCAGGAGGCAUACGGCGUAGAUCAUCCACUCAGGCUCAUCCCGGAUUAGCGAGCUUUUUGUCGUCGCCAGCGGUGACCACUGCGAAGCAUGACGUGCAGCAGCAUCUGAUGCCUGCAAUGACCUGGUCCACAAGAUCAGCGUUCCAGGUUCCAUUGGUGGAAGACGGGCAGAUGAAAAGGAAGCCAUCUCGUGCAAUCCCACAAUCACACUCGAUUUCCAAGGGAAGCUCAUGGACUGCUUCGUCUUCCAUCGUAUCAUCGGCGAAUGAUCUGACUUCCAUUAUUUCAGCUGACGUAUCGGUCCUUGAAAGCAGUCAGAGGGGCCCACUGGAAAGAUCUCAACUCCCGAUACUGAGGGCGUAUUUCAUGGAAGUUCUGUUGGCUAACUUUGAAGGCAGCAUUAUCAAUUGGGAGGUGGAUUCGGUGUAUGGUCUACUACGAUUGGCAGAUAAAUUACUUGUGUCAAGCGAUGGUACAACCUACGCCAAUUGUCUGUGCUACCUCUUCGAGAAAGCCUUGAUCGUGGCAAACAUCUCGAGUGAGAACUUUGACAACCUUAUUAGUACAAGAUUAACAGAUCUUAAAGUCUUUGCUCCCAUAUCUGGAAUAAAAGUUGAAGCAGUUGAGUCUUCAAUAUUCAAAUGCACAAUAGCUUCUGAUGCCAGCUAUCAGGAGUUGUUUUUAACUGAGACGCUUAACACUGACACAAGCCAAAUAAUCCAAAAAUGGAUUUCAGGUCUGCUGAACCACGACUUCAUAUUUGAUGAGAGCAACUUCACUUCGACUUUACCGAUUCCACCGAUUAUAAGACAGCUGAAGGGCAGAGCGGAUCGCGGAUCCCUCAUCGGUAUGGUAGGAUCUUCGAAAAUUAUUGAGCUCGCAGGAUUAGACCAGCUCUCGGAUAGCGUUAUUGUUAGAAGAGGCUUGAAACUUCCGCCCGCGAGCGCAGAGGUCCAUACCGAGAUAGAGACUAUGGAGACUGUGAUGACUACUAUCAGUUCAAUCCUAUCAUUGAAGCGCGAAAAACCAGACGACCUUGUCGUUGUGGUGCAAUGUAAUUUUGAGGAUCCCAGCUUCGCUAAUUCCCUCCCGAUAAUUCAUAAUAGUAUCAAGGCGUUGAACAUCAAGUUUCGUGAUUUGAAGAUCUGUGUUGUGAAUGCAAAGGGCUAUGUUGUUCAACAUGGGCUUGCAGAUAAGAUUUCUUUUGGCCCAGAUAGCAUCACUUCCUUCCAAAGAAACUCCGUUGCAAAGAAAUUUAAUCCCCAAUGGUUAAGGGAGGCCUUUUAUCCCAGUGGUGUGCUUGGAAAUGUGGGAGUUGCAGUCGUUUCAGCCACCUCCAUGGAGGAGGAAAAGUCCUGUCUGCUAAUGGAUUACAAGCCCUUUACCUGCUCUGGGAGGAGGAGGCCGAAUGAGCUAAAGGUAAAAGUAGGCUAUUUAAAUGUGGAUUACAGUGACAGCAUUGACGAGCUUGUAGAGGUCGCUGCCUGGGCAAACGUCUUAGAGGCAUUAAGCUACAGUUUUAGCCUGGUAUUUGGCGACGAUGAAGAUGAAGAGCUGAGCGCGGACGAUAGCAGCGAUUAUUGUACGGCUUUUAAGAAAACAGACUUGAGUAAAUCGGACUCAAUUCUAAACAAUAGUGUCACAGCAAUUCUUCCUACAGGACCCGGCGAAGAGGGAGAGGGUGAAGAUAAGUGCUCAGUGUAUGACACGGAAAGACACAGUGAACCUGACUUUUUUCAAUCAAAAAAUGUAAUGCUGACUUCAGGAGUUUCCGAGCCAGCGCAACGAGGAUCCGUUUCGGCGAAACGAUCAGAUAAAGGAUGGGACCCUCUUCUCGAUGACAUUGAAAGUGCAAUCCGCGAGCUGCAGAGAGGCAGGAGUGCCUCACCUGGACGACACUCUGGUUACUCUUAUAGUUAUAUAUGA